Toxotes jaculatrix (banded archerfish) is the source of this 3624-nucleotide messenger RNA. It is a transcript of the gene wnt2, whose product is annotated as wingless-type MMTV integration site family member 2. Lineage: Eukaryota; Metazoa; Chordata; Actinopteri; Toxotidae. Gene Ontology annotation, molecular function: frizzled binding; cytokine activity. The transcript has 5 exons. The record is from RefSeq and is a predicted model, not a curated record. The coding region runs from base 381 to 1433 and encodes 350 amino acids. Gene Ontology annotation, cellular component: extracellular region. Gene Ontology annotation, biological process: cell fate commitment; neuron differentiation; multicellular organism development.
AGCCUGAACAGAUACUCUCAGACAUCUCAUUUCUUCACCUCAUUCCUGAGACGGGACUCUGCCCACCCCUUGUGUAAAGCAAUUUAAACCUGAUAGCACAUCAUCUGCCUAUCUCCACUGAGAAUCUCUGCUGGACUAUUAAGACGCUCGCUCUUUGCUUUUUUUCCCCUCAGAAGCGCCUUACCGCCGCGCACGGUCUGAGCCAGUCAUGGCUUUUACGCGCAAACCUCCGUCAGCCCAAAUGUCCUGUGAUACAUUUUUAAUCUAAGUUUGAUUUAGAGACUGAACAACUUCUGUCUUUUCUAAUGUUUCAUAUUUCUCUUUCGUCCGUGGAAAUGCUCCAUCCAGAUCCGUAAAGGACCAAAGAUUGGCUGGUUAAUAUGAACUUAUUGCCAAGUGGAAUAUGUUUUUAUUUAUCGGUAGCAAUCUGCUGGCUGACGGCCGAGGUCGAUGCGUCCUGGUGGUACAUGGGCACCCUGGGCUCGCAGGUGAUGUGCGACAACAUCCCUGGCCUGGUGAACAAGCAGCGCCAGCUGUGCCGCCAGCACCCCAGAGUGAUGCAGGCCAUCGGGGCCGGGAUGAAGGACUGGAUCUCAGAGUGCCAGCAUCAGUUCCGCAGCCACCGCUGGAACUGCAACACCACGGCGAGGGACCACAACCUGUUCGGACGCCUGCUGCUACGCAGCAGCCGCGAGGUGGCCUUCGUGUACGCCAUCUCCUCGGCCGGUGUGGUCUACACGCUGGCGCGAGCCUGCAGCCAAGGCGAGCUGGACUCCUGCUCCUGCGAUCCCACUAAGAAGGGCUCGUCGCGGGACGCCAAGGGCUCUUUCAACUGGGGCGGCUGCAGUGACCACGUGGAGCACGCCAUGCGCUUCAGCCAGGCCUUCGUGGACGCCAAGGAGAGGAAGGAGAGGGACGCCCGGGCUCUCAUGAACCUGCACAACAAUCGAGCGGGCAGGAAGGCAGUGAAGCGCUUCAUGACUCUGGAGUGUAAAUGUCACGGCGUCAGUGGGUCGUGCAGCGUUCGGACCUGCUGGCUGGCCAUGGCCGACUUCCGACGCACCGGCGACCACCUACGGAAGCGCUACAACGGCGCGGUGCAGGUCGCCGUUAACCAGUACGGCACCGGCUUCACUGCCGCACACACACACUUCAAACGACCCAGCAAGAAUGACCUUGUGUACUUUGAGGACUCGCCAGACUACUGCAUACGGGACCACGAGUCAGGGUCGAUGGGGACAGGAGGACGGGUUUGUAACCGGACGUCUCGGGGAGUGGACGGCUGCGAGGUGAUGUGCUGCGGUCGAGGUUACGACACGUCGCGGGUGAGCCGGACCACCAAGUGCGAGUGCAAGUUCCACUGGUGCUGCGCCGUGCACUGCCGGGACUGCCACCAGCAGGUGGACGUCCACACCUGUAAAGGCCAGACGUGACCUCGCCUCCGCCGCCGCCACCGAACACUACUGACCGCUCACGUUAAACCGGCAGUCACCUUACUGCUGCUGCUGCUGCUCCGGCCGGGACUCAGAUCCUCCAUCUGUCAUCAUGUUGUAAGUGACAAUCACAGGACGUUGUGACUCCAUCUUUGGUGCUAAGCUGAAGACCCUCCCACUGAUCACCUGUCAAUCAAACAGUAGGUAGUUGAAGUUUGGUAGGUUGUCUGUAGGUUCCUUUUUUUUCCCAGCCAUGUUGUCGUUUAUCUGCUUGAGCUCAUUACCUAAAACAACAACAACAAAAAAACAAGGUAAAUCACGUCAGGUCUGCUUGAUGUUUCCAGAUGAUUAGAGCUGAAAAUGUAAAAGCUGAUGAUUAAAUGAAUGAGAGUCGUAAGUUGUGCAUUUAUGUUAAAAAUAUAUAAAUCAACAGACUCAUUCAUACUGAAGCUACUUUCUGCAGUGAAAGCUGGUUUUCUGAGGCCGACAGACUCAGUCAGAGUUUUAAAAAGUUCCCUCCAGGCAGAUAUUUCCUUCGUUUUUCUCUGGACAAACAUCAGGAACACUGAUGAGACUGAGAUGUUCGUGGUGGAAAUAAUCCGGUGUGGCUCAAGUUUAAACAGUUUGGAGGUGAACAGAUAAAAGAGAAUCUUUCUUCUUCAACAAUCUAAUCAGAGCAGAACUUAAGACGAACAAACAGACGUCGACUUGUUUCCAGAGUUUGACAGAUUCUACUGUUCAGAUUUAUUAUAGUUGCACCUUCGAUUUUCUGUUCACAACCAAAAAGCAUCAGCGUCUCUUUCUCCUGCAUGUUCUGAUUUUUACAGUGCACUGUGAACUCUUCAAAGCACAUAGAUCUCUGCUGGUCUCUGCAGGACUCUGCUGUGACUCACUGAGUGUGAUUAGAUGCACAGUAACCGCAGCGCACUGUUCCUGAUUUCACAGGUAUCUGCUCAACAUCUGCUUCAAAUAAAUGUUAGUCUACAAAUUCAGGGGCUGCCCCUUUUUAAGUCCUUCAGAAAAGAGCACUAUAUCCUCAUUUUAAAGGUUUAUGACUCACUAUAUUUACAGUGAAAUGUGUGUAGUGUAGACGGUGAUUAAGUGUUAACUGUAGAAAUGUUAGUGGUCCAGAGCAAACUGUUCUACAUGCAGUGUAACCUGGAGGACAGGGAAUCAGCAGCAGGUUCAACUCUGUGCUCUGACCAUGUGUUUCACAGAAGUUAAAAAUCACAUGUAGCUGGUCAAAAUCUGAAAAUGUCAAACACCAACAGCAGCUGUUAUAAGCUUCCUUUCCUGUAGGUGGCGCUGGUUGGUCUGGAGCUGCAGGUUUGAAUCCAUUUAACCUGUAAACUGUUGCUGUUAAAAGCCUCUCUGGUUCAUGGGGAACUCACAUUUCAGGCUUUGCGUUUUCAUUGUUCAGCAGAUUUAAAAUGCGAACACAUAAAAUUCUGUACAUGUAAACACACUCAGUGAUUCUUCACAAAUUCCCUGUUCAGCUGCCUCCGAAUCAGAGUUCACUGUCAAUAAAGUUCAAUUCAAAUCACAGUCUGCUGUCCUGUGUCAGGGUAAAGGUCGAACUCCUGUUAUUCCUUCUGUCAUUUCAUAGUAUUUAUUCACUGCGCUCACCAGCAUCCAGCGUUUCAACACACAGACUGUAAAUAAGCUGAAGUUUAUCUUUAACUGCAGACACAGCCUGUUUAUAGUUACAUCAGACGGGGCUUUGUUUGUUUGUGUAAAUUAAAAUCAGAUAUUUAGUCUAUGGCAGCAUUAACUGUAACCAACAAACACGUUAAAGGAAAAUUCAGGUGUCUUACAAAUUUUUGAUAAUGAUCAUAUCAUCAUUCACGUUAAAUCAAUGAGAAUUUUAUCCCUUUAAGGGAAAACAAGUGUUCUUUUUAGUUUAAGAUAAAACCUACAAAUGGAGAUUUACUUAUCGUCAUUUUCAGACCUGAAGCUGUUUCCGGCUCAUUUCUCUGUGGCAUGAAAAUCAAUUCACAGACUGUUGAAACGUGUUUGAGUCAAGUUGAACAUCAAGUCUGUGUUAGUCUCUGUGGAAUAGGGAAAAAAAAGAAACGUUCUCCAGAAUAUUUUACCCGGCGGAUGCAGGUAAAACUCUUCUUCUUCUGCCUGUGGAGUGAGAGGUUAACACGUCAGAGGAUUAGAGAAAAAAAACAUGAAGGAUUCCACAGAU